Messenger RNA from Mercurialis annua (annual mercury), 750 nucleotides. RefSeq lists its product as uncharacterized. The transcript has 4 exons. NCBI's taxonomy places the organism in Eukaryota, Viridiplantae, Streptophyta, Magnoliopsida, Malpighiales, Euphorbiaceae. The coding region runs from base 1 to 750 and encodes 249 amino acids. The record is from RefSeq and is a predicted model, not a curated record.
AUGAGCGAGCCAGCGGGCGCCGGUUCUGGACCUGUCCGCCAUACUGGUGGAUCUCGCUCUGCUCUGAAGCAUAUGGAUGUGAUGGAAAGGGAGCUUGACCAGAAACCGAGUGCGACGGAGUUGUACACUCGCCUUCACUCCACGAAGGCUGACAAGAAGCCGGUCGACAAACGGGCUCAGGAUAUGACUGACGCCAUCACUGAGAGGCUUGCUGCUGCGACACAGCCUCAGACCGGAGAGGGUAGCUCCUCGAGCCCAGCUGCAGUGGACGAGACCCAGGUGUUUCUAGACAUCGAGGGCAUCAACAAGAAGAAAUGCGUGUACGGGUUGGGUUCUGCGAGCAGCAGGUACGCCGGGCCAAGCAGCAGGGUGCAGCGAGGCAGCUCUUCUAGGACGUCGCAGCAGGCAGACGAGGAGGUCGAGCGCCGUGUGCAGGCCGGCAUUCAGGAGGGUCUGCGAUUGGCUCGGGAACAGCAGGCUGCGAACAUGGCACAGAUGAUACGCGAGGAGAUUGUCAGGAUGAUUCCUAACCUUCCGGCAGAGUAUCGGCCACAGCCCCCACCUACCCCACCAGACGAUGACGACACUCCAGGGAAAACGGCAAAAAAUAGCGUAAAACAACAAAAAAAUGCCGAAAAAAAUGAAAUUUGCGACGGACUGUGGUAUUUGCGACGGACUUUUCCGUCGCCAAUUCAUCAGCUUUUGGAGACAAAAGCUGAUGAAUUGGCGACGGAUGUUGUCCGUCGCUGA